Vanessa tameamea is the source of this 4983-nucleotide messenger RNA. RefSeq names its product FAST kinase domain-containing protein 4. Gene Ontology annotation, molecular function: protein binding. The transcript is spliced from 11 exons. NCBI's taxonomy places the organism in Eukaryota, Metazoa, Arthropoda, Insecta, Lepidoptera, Nymphalidae. Gene Ontology annotation, biological process: regulation of mitochondrial mRNA stability. The record is from RefSeq and is a predicted model, not a curated record. Bases 124 to 1782 code for a protein of 552 amino acids.
AGGUACUCUAUAGCUUAAUUAUCCUUGUAUCACAAUACCAUAUUUAUUAUUAUAUUUUAAAAUAUAAACAUAUCCAGGCGUGAUGUAAGAAGACAAUUAUACACUAAUAUUUACUAUUUGAAGAUGUUGAAAUUUAGCGGGUUAGUAAUUUGGAGGUUAGGUUCUCGAAGUUCUUUGAGAAAAUAUUCAGCUCCAGGUGCGACAGUAUUUAAAGCACAUAAAACAGAGCCAUCGACAAAUGUUACUGACAGAAAUGUCGAGGGUAAUACUCUGGGAAUUAAAGACGGUCCAAGUUUAGUUGCAGCUGCAUUUGCUUCUCUCAAUUCUCCAGAGCAGGAUGAAAAGAAGAAGCCAAGUGCUAAAUCUGUAAAACAGAGCCGUGCUCAGCAACUUGACAGUCAGAUUAUUAGAGCAACAGAUGUAGAAUCCUUGCUAUUAGCUGCUGAAAACCCUGUCAUAUCUAGAAAGCAUGCACUUAAGAUGGUGUCAGUAUUAUCUGAAUGGUCAAGUAACAACAAAGUUAAAUUAUCUGACUUUGAAAAGGAUCCACGCUUCCUUAAGUUGUGUAGGAUCUUAGCUAGGACACCUACUGGCCAGGCUAUGAGCUCACUAACAAUGGCUGAAGAUCUAAGCACAGUACUUGGUAUCACUGGUGAUGAUGAAGCAGCAAGGCUUAUAGCUAAUCUAUCAUUGCCGCAAAUGAUAAAGGUGAUGAAAGCUCUCCAGGUGAAAGGUAGACGAAGCACGCCACUGUUACGUGCCCUUUCUUACAACAUAACGAAACAAUCUGAAAAAAUUGACUUAAAAAAAUCAGCUGAUCUUCUUUUCUCUAUGGCUGCUCUGAAUUUCCCAGAUCCAGUAUUGUUAGAUAGGAUAUGCAGCGAUGUUGUAGAAAUUCUACCAGAGAACACAGAUAAACCAGCUGUUGUAAAUUCUAUUUUAGUAUCUCUCGGUUUGCUCAAAUAUCGACAUGAAACAGUCCUCCUAGCCUUAACAAUGUGGAUACAAAAAUAUAGAGAAAUUUGUAGACCAGGAGACAUAGCAUCUGCAGUCAUCACGUUGGCAACUGUUAACUAUUUACCAGCUCAAUUGGACUCUCUGAUAGAGGAAGCAAUAUUACUAAAAGAAGACGAAUUGACAAAAGCAUCAUCGUGGCUCGAUCUUGUGUUCUCUCUCCUAAUAUUGGACAAAGCACGGGAACAUCACCUCGUCUCCACAGUCAAGCCUGAAUUUAUUGAAAAACUUCUUUCUGCGGGUGAAAUACCCAUCCCAUCUCGACGUAAACUGAUGUCUAUAGACGCUUACAUCGGUCUCAAAUUCCCGUCCACAACCACUCGAUUAGCCGAAGACAUAGCAGUAGGUGUUCCGAUAGUUUAUACAAAGGAAAAAGCUCUCUAUGUGCAAAGCAUCAUGGACACGUUCAGGAGUCUAGUUUCAGCGGAAACGUUUUUAAGGAAGGAGUGUCAAUCGGGAAUGGGAUUUCUUUAUGACGCAGAGUUCGUUGUGGAUUCAAAGUGUCAUCCGGUGUCUUUAGAUAAGGCGGCUAACAGAAAGGAUGUACAUAGGAUAGCAGUAUUAGGUUUGGAUUAUCAUGACCUCACAAGGAAGGAGUUCGUUCCUCUCGGAGUUAACAAGUUAUACAGCCGACUAUUGCAACUUAAGGGUUACAAAGUUCUAGAGAUUCCAUACACGGAAUUUAAUCCUAAAGAUAAGCUGGUCACAAGGGUUAAGUACAUCGAGAAUCGACUCAAGGAAAUCAUUUCAUCGACCACGAAGAGUUAGGUAUAAAAAUAUUAAUUAGGGUCGUAUAAUUGGAUUUGUAAGGCUAUAUAACAUAUUAUAGAACUGUUGUGUAGUUAAUAUUUUUUUUUGAAUUUUAUUAUAUUUGAACUCAGAAUGUCCGAAUGAGACAUGAUAAUCAGCUACGUAUAUUAAAAUUAUAUUUUGCGACAUUUUAUUUACAGUAAUUUUCAUAACAAUAAUCUUAAUUUAAUUAGCGUUCUACCAGAUUGAAACGGAACCUUGUCAAAGUAAUCGAAAUAGAAAUUCUCGAGCUAAGUAGCGUUAUCAAAGAAGUUCCGAACAAUAAUCAUCCGACUCUGGCAAAGUCAAAACGGUGGUUAUGAUUUUUACAAACUAUGUAAAUAUAAGUGUGCGUGUACGUAUGUAUGGCUGAUUUCGUUUUUCAAAACAUGUUUCAACUGUCAGAUUUACUCUGCCUGGUUGAAUUUUGAUAAUUUUAUUUCUGUUUCCAUUAAUUUCCUGACUUCCUGAUGGCGUAUGUCAAAGUUUCAUCGUCCACAAGGUCGCAUUUUUUUAUUGCGCGUGGUUUGUUAUAACCUGUUCCAAUAGUAGCUAUAUAAGAUAUAAUACAACACUAUUCCACUUCACCGCUAAUAUUAUUUUCAAUUUUCCUUCCAAAGUUCCGCUAGCCACUUCGCCGACAUUCAAAACAGCGUUGCACAACUAUCGAUAGUUUAACUAUCGAUACUAUCGCUAACACUUUAACUAUCGAUAGUCUAUCGAUAGUGGACUAUCGAUAUGCAACACUAAUUCAAAACGAUCAUCCAUACUGGUUAUCUUUCAUACUGAUUAUUCAAGAUCUCGACCAAUGAUAUCGCGUCAAUUCAAUUUCGAAGUUUUUUAUCUUGCUUAUUUCGAGAGUCCUUUAGUUCGUUAACUAUAAUAUGUACUAUAAGCUGUAUUAAGAUGACUUCUCGUGUUCACAUUGUCAUUUGAAAUUUAAAUUAUGGAAUGAAGAAGUUAGGAAAAAUACUAGAACUAUGUUAGGAGGAUAACAGUUCAAUAUAAUAUGCAUCUAUAAAUGUAUCUGAUUGUUUUGUUAGGUAACGUCAGUAUCUAACAGAAAUUCGUUACACGCCAUUUGAAUUAUUUGAAUUCAACGUCACGGAAACACAUGUAAAAACUCCUUAGCAAUACCUUUUACGUUUAAAAUGAUGACUGGAUCAACAAUAAAAAACCCUAUCCUGAGCAGUUUGUUUUCUAUAACCAGAUACUCUGUGAUGAUGUGACAGAUACGAAGUUAUUUUUAUAAACAAAACGGUUGAAAAAACGUGUUACUAUAAUUAAAAAAAAUAUUGUACGUAACUAUGAUAUUUGAAAAUGAAAAUGAGAUUAAUAAUUUCAUCUAAUCAUAUUAAUUAUUUCACUUUUUUUUCUAUCUGUACAAUUUUUUUAAGUUGUUCUGUUACCAGUCAGAUGAUUUUCAACCCUAUUUAUUGACGCUAUGAAUUAUUGAGGCAUCAACGACCUAUACUAAUUUUAAAAUGUAAUAUAAUGUAUGUAUGUAUUUAAUUGUUAGAUGUAACAUAGACUGUAAUCAUAAGCAAGAUGUCGGAUGGACAGUCCAAAUUCGAAUUUCGAAAAUUGAAUUAAAAAUAUUUUGUUUUUUGCUAAUUAACACUCAAUAAUUAAUUAUAAUUGUCUCGAAUAUCUAUUCGAUGUGAAUACAUCUGUUUUCACUCACAAAGGCGCGCCUCCUUGUUUAUUAUCGGAGUGCAUUAACAAAUACAAUCUAAUUCUUCCCACGCACACUAAGACAUCUUGUAAGCAGAAGCGUCACUCAAAUAACGCACGCCGAUAAUUUAACGCACUGUUCGAGAAUUAACAGAGCUAUAUUAGACAAUUAUUUAGUGUUACAAAAGCAAAAUUUGAUUUAUUUGGUACUGAUAAUAUACAAAUCGCAAGAAAACAGGACAGGAAGCAUCUAUGUUUAGAGGUUCGAGUCCUGUGUGCAUCUGUGUGGGUUAAGUAAGUGUUUGCAGUGGCGAAAAUCUUGUUACCUCACAUCUAUUUGGUCUUACACGUUAUUGUGUUUGAACUUUUUCGUGCUGUGAUACUUAUGCUAUUAAAAUAUAUUACAUACAAAUCAUUCAUUUGCAAAGGAAAAUAUGUAAUCCGUAUUUAAAUUAUAUAAAUAAAUCAAAACUAUACUGGUGAGAACUCAUAGUAAACAAUAAAAUCUCCCGAUUAAUUUCUAAAGCUUUAAUCGAAGUGAAAUUAACCUAAAAGCCUUCAAUCUGAGAGGUCACUGAUCUGUGGCACUGAUGACGACGCUACACGGGGAAGACUUAAAUUUGAUCGGGCUAAAAUAUUCCUUUCUCGCUCUGUCAUAAGGGGUUAUAAAGUGUAGCAAGUCUUCUCGUCUUGUCAAAUCAGAUUGUUUAUACAGUAAGAUUUAGAUUAAGGCUUAAUAUGGAAAUUACUACUAUUAUGCGUCUUCAAAAUAAGAUUGAUCUAACGUUCGUUUCAGAAAUAAUGACUUAAGCAAAUCUGACUAAACAUUGGACGCUCAUUGGUGGCCUUAUUACGUCACCAACUGCCACUGACCAAUGGCCAUUCAGAUUGAAUUCUAAUUAUUUAAUCGGACAAUGAUCAAGUUUCUGAAACGAAUAAUUGAAUUAUAAGGAAUAUUUUGUUUAUCUUCAAAAUUUAAUUGAUCGACAGUCAGUUUCAGAAAUUAAUAAAGUUCAAGUAAACACUAAGCGCUCAUUGGUCAGCUCUUGACACCGAACAAUGAUUUAAUAAACAAAUGAUUUAAUCUGACUUUAAUUAAAGUUUUAGAAAUUGAUGGAUAACUAAUUCGAUUGCAUCCAAUCUUUCGUCUCUUUUCCACUGUUAUGGUGACAUAUUUAUCCCCUUGACGUCUCAAUUAAAAGCAAAUAUACAUACACUUUAAUCCGAUUACGCGUAAUAUUUAUUUACUGUAACCCAUUUUUGUACAUUUAUUUAUGUAGAAAUACCCUUGAAAAUUAAAAUUACCUAAUUGUAUUGUAUAAUUUGUUAUAGAUUUGUAUAUGUGUGAAUGCUGUAUACUUAAUUUUAAUUUAUUCACGAUAAAUUAGUCUCUAAUUCAUACAUGUAAAAAUCAAAUUCCCUUGAUUUAUUUGUUCUGUUUAACUGCGAGGGCGUGUAAAAUAGUGGUUGUUAAUAUUAUAGAAAAAUAAAUAGAUUUAAUUUAAA